UUUUUCCCCCCCUGAACUUUUCUGCCUCCUCAGGGAGUGUCGCGACGUUUAGUGUAGCAAAUGUGAUUUAAAAAAAAAAAAGUUGUGUCUUUUAUUGCUGAACGGAGCGUUUUACCACUCACUUCUGACGAACAAGCGGAUGUGAAGUGUGAUGUGUUACAAUGGGGAGAUAAACGCGACUCGUUUGACGCCAUACAUUGUUGACCCCUUUGGAGCUUCUGAGUUGAAGUGACUUUCAAGAUGCGUUCUACUGCGGAUGGACAAUCCAGCCCUCGCAGCAAUGACAACAACAACAACAACAACAACAACAAUAACAGCAGUAAUGAGAACAGUGGAAACUCCGGUUCUCAGUAUGCACUUUGCGCCCUGGGUGUCGGACUGGUGGCUCUUGGCAUAGUGAUGAUCGUGUGGAGCAUAGUCCCUGCAGAAACCACAUCGAACAGUAACAACAACACUGCCGGUGAUGGACAAGGUGAUCCUUCUGGAUCCAGAAAAAGUAAAGCUUCGUCUGUGGCUUUUGUCCUGGUGGGCUCGGGGGUGGUCAUGCUGCUGCUGUCCUUGUGUCUGGGGAUGAGGAACAGGCAGCGGGAGCAGCAGAGGCUGCAGGAGGCCCAGAACCAAAGAGGAAUGACCACCAGGGAGAACAGAGAUGCAGAAAUGCCCGUGGAAGACGCCCAGCGGUAUGCCGUGCCCACCUACGAGGAGGUGGUAGGCAGCGGCCAGUACCCCGUCCGCCAGAGCAACCUUCAGCCCAGCUCCUCCCAGCUCCCCUCCUACGACGACUUGGUACAAGUCGACGGCGUGCAGUACGAAUUUGAGGUGACUGGAUCCCCGCCUGGCUCCACCUCCGUCCCCACGACCGCCGUCGCUGCCGCAUCCAACCGCAAACACGGCAAAAGUGGCCGCAAGCUCCUCCCCAUCAAGAUCCGCAGGAUUAAAUCAGAGAAGAUGCCGAGUUCUCCGCCGGCCACUGGGAUCAGUAUAGAGCCGCUCACCCCGCCGCCACAGUACGAGGACAAGGUGCCUCCCCUUUAAGGUUCAUGCUGAUUCGUCCUUAGAAACUACCGUCAUCACUCAUGGAGUCUCCUGGAUAUCGAAUACCUUCUGUCACGCUCAUUUCAAAGAACUGACAUACAGAAAAGUCUACUUCUAAAAACUGGAACACAUUGGAACAGAAGCAUAGACCAAAAAAUCUCCUUGGAUGCCAAAGUGACUUCAUUACAUUCAUAGUUGGUUACGUAAGUCACACACACGGUGAUGGUGGCGGACAUCAUGAGACCUAUUUCUCCACACAAGAGGGCGAGAAGAAGCUGUUGAACUACAAGCAGCAGAGUGGGUGAUGGUGCAUUCAUUAUUCUCAGCAGCCUUGACCCCAUCCACCACCAUUACACACACACACACACACACACACACACACACACACACACACACACACACACACACACACACACACACACUCCUUGACUGUCUAUGACAUUGUUGCUUUUAAAACAUCUUGGCUUCUGUUCAACCAGCUGCUUGUCUCUCACACACUCCAUUACCUAAGACGUACAAUUCUUUACCCUCUGGAAUAAUUGACUUCGGGCAAUGUGCUCUCACAGUAAAUUAUUCUAUAAGUUAAAAACGAUAUAUUGUGCUGGAACUGUACUAUUUUAUGACUUCGUGAUGGUAAUCCCCUGAAACACCUGCAACAACAUUAAAAAAAGAUGGCUUAUAGCCCCACAAUA
Molecule: messenger RNA, 1727 nt
Organism: Nerophis lumbriciformis (worm pipefish)
Lineage: Eukaryota; Metazoa; Chordata; Actinopteri; Syngnathiformes; Syngnathidae
Gene: tmem51a
Product: transmembrane protein 51a
Source: RefSeq, a predicted model, not a curated record